Scheffersomyces coipomensis is the source of this 525-nucleotide messenger RNA. Its product is annotated as 60S ribosomal protein eL34. Gene Ontology annotation, cellular component: ribosome. Gene Ontology annotation, biological process: translation. Lineage: Eukaryota; Fungi; Ascomycota; Pichiomycetes; Serinales; Debaryomycetaceae. The record is from RefSeq and is a predicted model, not a curated record. Gene Ontology annotation, molecular function: structural constituent of ribosome. Bases 59 to 430 code for a protein of 123 amino acids. The transcript is spliced from 2 exons.
UUCCAUUAUCAAUUCUCUUCUUUUAGAUUUUAAACCAUUGCAUUAAUCAUCUUCAAAAAUGGCUCAAAGAAUUACCUACAGAAGAAGAAAUCCAUACAACACCAGAUCUAACAAGAUCAAGGUCGUUAAGACCCCAGGUGGUAAAUUAGUUGCUCAACAUGUCAAGAAGAUUGCUUCAAGGGUUAAAUGUGGUGACUGUGGUUCCGCUUUAGCUGGUAUUGCUACUUUAAGACCAAGACAAUAUGCUAACAUUUCUAAAACUCACAAAACUGUCCAAAGAGCUUACGGUGGUUCAAGAUGUGCUAACUGUGUCAAAGAAAGAAUUGUCAGAGCCUUUUUAAUUGAAGAACAAAAGAUCGUUAAGAGAGUCUUAAAAGAACAAGAAGAUAAAGAAAAGAAAGCUUCAACCAAGAAAACUUCUAAGAAAUAAAUUAUUUAACAGAAUUUUGUAAUUUAGUCUUUAUGGUAACUCAUUUGUAAAUUUCUUUUUAAAAACCAACCCUUUUAAUAAAAAUACAUCCACGA